Gavia stellata (red-throated loon) is the source of this 1671-nucleotide messenger RNA. Its product is annotated as cytochrome P450 27C1. The transcript is spliced from 9 exons. Lineage: Eukaryota; Metazoa; Chordata; Aves; Gaviiformes; Gaviidae. The record is from RefSeq and is a predicted model, not a curated record. Gene Ontology annotation, biological process: cellular response to peptide hormone stimulus; cholesterol metabolic process; C21-steroid hormone biosynthetic process. Bases 1 to 1671 code for a protein of 556 amino acids. Gene Ontology annotation, cellular component: mitochondrial inner membrane. Gene Ontology annotation, molecular function: oxidoreductase activity, acting on paired donors, with incorporation or reduction of molecular oxygen; heme binding; iron ion binding.
AUGUCUUUCCUGACGAGAGUUUUGACAAUGAAAUGCAAGCAGACGCUUGAAUCUGAGAGGGCUUACUUUUACCGUGCAAUUUUUGUCAGCAGGUUUCACCAACUGCCCAAACUUUCCAGCAACCAGUCUCUGGAGGUGCAGAAAAACUCAGCAGCAGCGGCAGAGAGCAAAGGCGAGGAGAUGGUGGCAGAUGCAGGGCGCGCAGGGGAGCUGCUGAAGCCCGCCCCGCACCAGCUCGGCAGGGUGAAGAGCCUGCAAGAAAUGCCUGGACCCAACACCCUCUACAACCUCUACGAGUUCUUCUGGAAGGACGGCUUCGGCCGCAUUCAUGAAAUCCAGCAAAAACAUACUGAGGAAUAUGGAAAGAUCUUCAAGUCUCACUUUGGUCCGCAGUUUGUUGUAUCCAUUGCAGAUCGAGAUAUGGUUGCUCAAGUCCUUCGGGCAGAAGGUAGAGCACCACAAAGAGCUAAUAUGGAAUCCUGGCAGGAAUACAGAGACUUACGAGGGAGAGCCACGGGACUUAUUUCUGCGGAGGGGGAACAAUGGCUAAAAAUGAGAAGUGUACUGAAGCAAAAAAUUCUGAAACCCAAAGAUGUGGCUGUUUACUCUGAAGGAGUCAAUGAAGUUAUCACAGACUUAAUUAAAAGAAUUCACACCCUCAAAAGUCAAGAGGAUGAUGGUGAAACAGUGACCAAUGUUAACAACCUUUUCUUCAAGUAUUCAAUGGAAGGUGUGGCAACCAUUCUGUAUGAAUGCCGGUUGGGCUGCCUGGAAAACAACAUCCCACAGCAGACUGCUGAAUAUAUUGAGGCUCUGGAGUUGAUGUUUAGUAUGUUUAAGACCACUAUGUAUGCAGGUGCUAUUCCCAAAUGGCUUCGUCCACUUAUUCCAAAACCCUGGAGAGAGUUCUGCAGAUCCUGGGAUGGACUCUUCAAAUUUAGUCAAAUCCAUGUUGACAACAGAUUGAAGGCUAUUCAGUCUCAGCUGGACCAAGGAGAAGUGGUGAAUGGUGGGCUACUUACAUACCUCCUAGUGAGUAAGGAACUUACUUUGGAAGAGAUCUAUGCCAAUAUGACUGAAAUGCUUCUGGCAGGAGUGGACACGACUUCUUUUACAUUGUCUUGGGCAACAUACUUGUUGGCAAAGCACCCUGAGGUUCAACAGCGUGUUUAUGAGGAAGUAGUCAAUAAGCUGGGGAAAGACCAAGUUCCUGUUGCUCUGGAUGUCCCAAAAUUGCCUUUGAUUAGAGCUGUGCUGAAAGAAACCUUGAGGUUAUAUCCAGUAUUGCCAGGAAAUGGAAGAGUGACCCAAAAAGACUUGAUUGUUGGAGGAUACUUGAUACCUAAAGGGACUCAGCUGGCACUCUGUCAUUAUACCACUUCAUAUAGCGAAGAAAAUUUCUCAAUGGCAAAUGAAUUCCGACCUGAGCGCUGGCUGAGGAAAGAUAAUUUGGACAGAGUAGACAAUUUUGGUUCUAUCCCCUUUGGUUAUGGCAUUCGAAGUUGCAUAGGAAAAAGAAUUGCAGAGCUGGAAAUCCAUCUUGCACUGAUUCAGUUGCUUCAGAACUUUGAGAUCAAAAUUUCUCCCAAAACCCAACCAGUUCAUGCCAAAACCCAUGGACUUUUGACUCCUGGAAAGCCCAUCAAUGUGAGAUUUUCUAACAGAAAGUGA